AUGCAGGAAUGGAUGGCGGACACCUGCAUAGUGUUCCGUCACGCCACAGCUUCAGACAAAAAUAAAAUUAAAAUACAAAAUGGAGUAGGAUGUAUGUCACAGCUAGGCAUGACGGGAGGAACUCAGAUUCUCAACCUGGAGGCGCCUGGGUGUCGCAAUGGCUUGAUGUACCUCCACGAGCUGGGCCACGCCAUCGGUCUGGUCCACGAGCACCAGCUGCCUGACCGAGACGAGUACAUCAGCAUCAACUUCUCCAACGUCGUGGCGGACAUGCAGAUCUGGUUUGAGAAGUACUCAUCAGAGGAGGUCAACACGUACGGCGUGCCUUAUGAAUAUGCAUCAGUCAUGCAUUAUGGGAUCUCGGCUUUUUCUAGGGACCAGAAGAAGCAGACGAUCCGAGCGUUAGACGAAAGCCGGGAGCAGGAGAUAGGAGCUGUGAGAACCAGAAAGCUGGCCUUUUCAGACAUCAAGGUCGUCAACCUGAUGUACGAUUGCGGCAAAAACUGUCCACCUGACCCCACCUGCAAGACGCCGGGUUACCUGAAUAAAACCUGUCACUGUGUGUGUCCCCUGCAGGUCAACUGUAGUCAGGAGAACUUCCACCUCGGCAAGGGUGGGGGGUGGAGGCCGGUGGAGGAGUGUCGAAACAUCUGGAACGACACGGACUGUGAGCCGUGGGCCAAGCGGGGAGAAUGUGACCGGAAUCCGGUCUGGAUGAAGGAAAAUUGCCGGAAGUCGUGCAAGAGGUGUCCUCAAGACUGCAAAAACUUCCAGAACGACACGGACUGCGAGAGUAGAGCUAAAAAUGGAGAGUGUAAAACUAAUCAGACCUGGAUGGCGGAAAACUGUAAGAAGGCGUGCAACCUGUGCUGGGACGACUGUAAGAACUCCUGGAACGACACAGAAUGUGACACGUGGGCUAAAAACGGCGAGUGUUCGGCCAACUCGGUAUGGAUGAGAAGCAACUGCCAGAGAUCCUGCAACAGUUGCCACGAUGAAUGCACAAAUUACCACAAUAACAAUGAAUGUGAAGACUGGGCAAGAAACGGCGAAUGCAGAAAAAACCCGAAGUGGAUGACUGAAAAUUGCCGAAAAUCUUGCAAGAAAUGUUUUGAUUCCACAAAUUGCAAAAAUCCUGGCCACAAAAUAAAACUAUGCCACUGUGUGUGUCCCACAGAAUACGAAGAAAAUUCUGAGAGUCUAUUUGUCGAAAGGUGGGAUGAAAAUGCAGAAUGUAAAAAUAAAUGGAAAAAUGAGACUGAAUGUGAAACCUGGGCACUCAAUGGUGAAUGUAAAAUAAACAAACAUUGGAUGAGGAAAAACUGCAAAAAAUCUUGCAUGAACUGUACUGAUGACUGUAAAAAUAUUUGGUCAGAUACAGAAUGUGAGAACUGGGCCAACACUAGCCAGUGUGAGAUCAAUAGAAACUGGAUGGAAAAACACUGCCAGCAAUCUUGCAGUGCUUGCUCCAACAAACUUUCUUUAGCUGCUGUAGUUGUGUUUACUGUCAUUGAUAUGUCACUUGUUAGUUGA
Messenger RNA from Physella acuta, 1533 nucleotides. RefSeq names its product zinc metalloproteinase nas-13-like. Gene Ontology annotation, molecular function: metalloendopeptidase activity; zinc ion binding. The record is from RefSeq and is a predicted model, not a curated record. Lineage: Eukaryota; Metazoa; Mollusca; Gastropoda; Physidae. Gene Ontology annotation, biological process: proteolysis.